AUGGAUAAACACGAAAGGAUACUACAAGCUUAUGCCAAAACCGAGACUCGGGAAGGAAAGACGAAGUUCUACGAUUCCUGGAGUGAGGAGUAUGACCAGGACAUGCUCUCUGAUGGAUACAAUGGACCAGCUAUGGCGGCCAAUGAGGUGGCGAAAUUAUACCCCAGUACUAGGGAAAAUGUUCACGUGCUAGAUGUUGCAGCAGGAACAGGCUUAGUUGGUCAAGAGCUGGCCAAACAUGGAUUUGUCAAAGUUGAUGCCUUAGAUCCGUCCCAAGGGAUGCUGGACACUGCGAAAGAGAAAGGUGUCUACGACAAGUUCAUAUGCUCAUAUUUUGGCGAGGAAGAACUUGCUAUUGCACCAGAUACCUACGAUGUGCUCGUUGUAUGUGGAGGCUGCACCAACAUGCAUCUGCCCUGUAACUGUCUGUGGGAGGUCGUGCGGCUGGUAAAACCAGGAGGUUAUUUUGUGCUGGUGACACGUCCAUUUCACCUGACUGUGAGCGAAUACAAUGGACGUUUCGAACCCUUAAUUGAUCAGAUUGAAAACGAGGGGAAGUGGAAAAAGAUCCGUAAAGAAAUUGUUCCGGAAUAUCACAGAGAAUAUGAAGGCAUCGUUUUCGUGUAUAAAGUGAUAUAAGAACUUUUGCUGAUGAAAAGAUUUUGUUGGAAAUUUUCUCCGUUAUUCACUCUAAUUUAUUUCUUUAGUAUCAAUCUCAUUCUUUUUAUCAUACUUUCUCUUUGUAACGCAAACAUGGGAAAACGAUCAAUAACACAGAAGCACACCCUAACGAUGCAUGAUGCACUCGCCUGGCCCCAGCAGAAUUGGGCAGAGACUAAUAUCAACUAAAGGGCCGUAACUCGUCCGAGAGUUUGAUGUUCAUAAGGCUGCAUACCAAGAUUCAUAUUUUUUUUCUUGUGAACUGAAGUUAACAUGUACAAGGUCCAUACUCAUAAAAUGCAAACGGUCAUUUAUAGCUCUGUACAUUGGGUUUUAAUCGGUCCCACUGUCUAACUCACCCGAGAGCUUGAUUUAAAGUUAAAUACUACGAUUCAUCAAAAUCUGUUCAUAAUCGUGUUCACAAGAUCCAAGGUAAUAAAACUGCCAAUGCCCAUAACUCUGUGCGUUGCGUUUGGAUCGGCCCUAAUGACAUUCUCGUACGGGAUAGUACUGAUAGGCCACCAUGACAUAUAUUCAAACAUAUUUUGGAAACUUACCUGAAAUCUGAUAAAGAUCUAUUCAGUGAUAACCAGAAUAUUUUAAAGUUGAUAAAGAUCUAUU
This is a messenger RNA of Ylistrum balloti, 1281 nucleotides long. RefSeq names its product methyltransferase-like protein 27. Bases 1 to 639 code for a protein of 212 amino acids. Lineage: Eukaryota; Metazoa; Mollusca; Bivalvia; Pectinida; Pectinidae. The record is from RefSeq and is a predicted model, not a curated record. The transcript is spliced from 5 exons.